This is a messenger RNA of Rotaria sordida, 1735 nucleotides long. NCBI's taxonomy places the organism in Eukaryota, Metazoa, Rotifera, Eurotatoria, Philodinida, Philodinidae. The record is from the annotation of a GenBank genome assembly.
AUGGAUAGUAACGAAGAUGAUCUAUCAAUUUAUAAUCAACGUUCAUCUCUUCUUUCAUCAUCCUUAACAAAUGUUCAUCGAAAAGGAGCACGUCGCCGUUUAGCAAUUAUUUUUAUUGAAAUAUUUAAAUUAUUAGCUACAUCACCUAUCAAUGGUAGUCGAUUUGAUAUUCAACGACAGAAUCGUAUUCUCUUAUUUCCUUCUUAUGCUGAUCAAUUAAUUCAUAUAAGUGAGAAAAUUAUAUUUGCUUUUUUUGAAUCUGAUAUAUAUGGUUUAAGUUGUCUUACACUUGCUUCAAUUAUUCUUAUUAAUCCUAAUAUAAUUCAUCAUCGAAUAUCACUUUUAAUUGAUGCUCUUAAACUUGCAGCCAAUCAUUUUGUUAAAGCAAAUCUUUAUUUUGAUACACCAUCGAUAUUUGCUCUUUCUAUUUAUUCAUUAUUCUAUUUAUUGUGUUUAUUAUAUCCUAAUAAUCUUCGUCAUGAAUUUCAACCAGAAUCUAUACAAUCGAUUAAUAGCAAUGAAAAACCAACUAAUCGAUUGGGUAUUGAACGAGUUUUAUUGCCACUCUGUUAUUAUUUUAAACUUCAACCAAGCAUUGUUUGUGGUACAUCGGAUUCUGAAAAACAAGAGAAUCGCUGGCAAAAUGAAUCUUGGCAACAAUUAAUUGCAAAUGGUGAUCGUUAUGUUGUAUCUGAUGAUAUAUCUCCAUUAUUAUCAAAUGAUUUUAAGAAACGUAAAGAAGACGAAAUAAAAAAAUCUACAGAUCCAAGACGAUUUGAAAUUGGUCAAAUUAUUCGUAUGUGCAAUGAAUAUACUGAAAGUGUUUUACAUCCGAGUGAAAUUAAUAGUCAGAUAGUAAAGAAUACAAUUGAAAAACAAUAUGGAAAAAAACAUUCAACAGAUUGCUAUUCCAAUUAUUCAGAUUCAUAUUGUCAAACAUAUGAACAACAAUGGCAAACAACAAUACAAAAUGGUCAAAUGAAUCUUUCACGUGUUCAAACAUCUGAUGAAACAAAUCGACGUCAUAAUAAUAAUUAUACAAAUGGAACAUCAACAAAAAAAGAUUCAAAUUCAAAUAAUUCUAUUCAAACUGAUCAUAAUAUAUAUGCUAAAGUUGAAUUACAACUUGAUAUGUUCGAUUGUAAUUAUGAACAUGAUAAAAGAGAAUAUUAUGCUCAAUUAAUAAGAGAUUUUCAAAAGACAAUACCAAUUAAUGAAUUAGAUAAAGCAUUAAAAAAUCAAGUAAUAUAUAAAUAUUUCUUCAAAAAUAAAUAUCGAAGUUUUUCGAAUGAAUGAUUAUUAUUAGAAAAGAUUGUUUAUAAUUUUCAUUAGUUCUUCUUAUCAACAAACACCUGACAAAAAACAUAUCAAAACUACCGAAGUGAUAUAAUCUAUUGUAGAUUUCGACACGUCAUGUACGGAAUCAUAGGCCUAAAUACUGGAAAAGUUCGUGGAUUUUAUUGUCUUACGUGAGUUUUUUUUCUAAGUAUCUGAUUAUAUCCAAACAUUAGAUAUACUUAAACUUGUGCUAAAUACAUAAUAUGAAACUGAAAAAUAUCUAAAAUGUGAUUCAGCAUUUAUUCAGAGACAACAUCCACGUAGAUAUUAGACGAGGUUAGAUAUCUGACUUUUCGAUUUAAUUAUACAGUAACGUUCAAGAUGGAUUUGACGUCGUACAGAUGAUUUUCUUUUUGUUUUAUCUUAAAAGAAGUUUAAUGUAUUAAGAUAUAAAUUU